AUGGACAGUCGGUGGAAGCGAGAGUGCCAGUGGUACGCGUGUAUUAAUACUCCACUGCGUAAUACAAGAAGUCCCAUUAGCGAAGGCCGCCGCAAAGACCAUGGGAUUGUCAGUCCGCCGACCAUGGAGAGCACCACGCAGGGCAAAACUCAGUGUGAGCAGUCGCCACUUGUUUCCGGCAUAUUGUUUUGCCUACUGGAAUGCACUCCGAAUGACCUCUGUUUCCCCUCAACAGAGCUCGUGGCGUCGUCCCAUGUCGGAAUCUCUGUUCCCCCGCACGGCGUGUGGUGGGUUCAAGUGGCGGUGAUUCGCCGGAGGACAGCGCUCCCCGAUGCGGAUGCACGUGAGGGCCCAUGA
Molecule: messenger RNA, 357 nt
Organism: Penicillium daleae
Lineage: Eukaryota; Fungi; Ascomycota; Eurotiomycetes; Eurotiales; Aspergillaceae
Exons: 2
Coding region: 1-357 (118 amino acids)
Source: RefSeq, a predicted model, not a curated record